Molecule: messenger RNA, 1787 nt
Organism: Salvelinus sp. IW2-2015
Lineage: Eukaryota; Metazoa; Chordata; Actinopteri; Salmoniformes; Salmonidae
Product: CMP-N-acetylneuraminate-beta-galactosamide-alpha-2,3-sialyltransferase 4
Biological process (GO): glycolipid biosynthetic process
Molecular function (GO): sialyltransferase activity
Source: RefSeq, a predicted model, not a curated record
UUGUACUGACUACAUUCCAAUGGACCGUUCACUCUGCCUGCGGAGUUAGCAGCCCGUUAGAUUAUUGRCAACAAAUUAUGAAUUUGAUAUGAAAAAGUUUUUGCUUCUUAAAUGUGGUAUGUGUCCAUGUUUUCAAGUCGUGUAGCCCUAAUCAUUGAAACGGAUACCACGGCGCCUCCCACUUGGCGCAUAAAAACGCCUAUUUCUUGCAUCUCAGAGAUAGUAACGUUAAACUCUAACGUUCUCUUAUAUGCCUAUGCUAUUCUGCUUGUGCUUCGGAUUGCCACAUUUGUUAACUACAUUGCUGGGAGGAACCCAGAGUCUCAACACAUCCACCCUUUAAAGGACAUGGAGAAAGGCAAAGGGUAACAUCAUGCGCAGUACUGAGAUGAGAGGGCGACYGAGCAUGUGAAGAUGUCCCUAAAGACGGCUAAAACAUGGUGCUUUAGACUGAUCGCUGUUGUUCUGUUCUUCGUCUCCUACUACUGCUCCCAUGUCUUCCUCCAGAGCUAUGGAGGCAUCAGCAAGUCUCCUCCAACUCCGAGCAAGUCACUGUGCGGUGGCUGGCUAAAGCAGAAGAAGUGGGAGAGCCUCAAUUUUAACAUUAGCAGACAAACACAGCUCUUCUUCAAACUGGAUGAUUUCUUCUGGCGACAUAAUCAGUCCACUCUUGCAUUACCCUACGGUAUUAAAGGCAGUGAGUUGCUGCUGCUGAAGGUUUUAGCCAUUAUUGCCAAUUACAAAAUGCCAGCCAGCAUUGAUAGUCUAGACUGCAGAACGUGUGCAGUCAUAGGAAAUGGGUUUUCCAUUAAAAACAGCUCCUUGGGCGGCAUCAUCAAUGAGUACGACGUGGUGAUCCGGCUAAAUGACGCCCCCGUCAGAGGUUAUGAGGACGACGUGGGGAACAAGACCACUAUGCGUCUCUUCUACCCUGAGUCGGCCUCCUACAACCCCAGCAUGCACAACGACCCCGACACCCUCAUGGUCCUAGUGCCUUUCAAACAGCAGGACCUCCGCUGGCUCAAAGAGAUCCUGUACGACGAGAAGAGGGUGAGGAAGGGUUUCUGGAAGCCCCCUCCACAGAUCUGGCUAGGCAGUACCAGUCGCAUCCGGGUGCUGGACCCUCACUUCCUGCAUGGGACGGCCAGCAGUCUGCUACAAAUCCCCCUUCACCCAAAGAGAAAACAGAAACCAGUACACCCCACCACAGGGGUCCUAGCCGUGUUUGUGGCACUCAACUACUGUGAUGUGGUGCACAUAGCUGGGUUUGGAUAUCCAGCAUCCAAAAACCAGAAGCAUCCUAUACACUACUACGGAUAUGACACUAUGAAAUCCAUGAAGGAUUCCUACCAUGACCUUACCCACGAAGCAGAAGCCUUAAAAAAACUAGAGGAUUCAGGGGCUAUCAUGUACUUACACCCUCACUCCUGACACACAUACUGUACACACAUGGGCACGGUCCAGAAACAGCCCCUAUCCCUUACCUCCUAGGAACUUCAUCAAAAUCUGAAAGGAAUUUUCACUGCACUGCUAAUACCUAUACAUUUUCCUUUAGAUCUACACACAAGCCUAGGUGGUAGAGGCUAGCGUGUGUUUUUGGACUGGGUUACACACUGAUGUCAGUUGUGAACUUGACUCCUCUCUGCUGACAAUAUGGCCCAUACAGUCCAAACAUCAUAAUCACACAUUUUGCCAGUCUUAAUUCACCUCACUCUUAUUGAAAAUAAAUACGUAUUUUCCGAAAGAAAAAAAAUAUUUWAAAAAAAGUUCUGAUUUGUUCUGAUUUA